UGCCGAGUUUAUCAAGAGGAAAAAGGAACGAGGGUUAAAUUUUUCCUUCAUUUGCUGCAUUGGUUGGGCGUCUAACCCAUCGUAAUUCGUCAAAAUGUCGAACAAAAGGUUACAGCAAACGCAAGCCCAAGUAGAUGAGGUGGUAGAUAUCAUGAAAGUUAAUGUUGAUAAGGUGUUGGAAAGAGAUGCGAAGCUGUCAGAGCUAGAUUCACGGGCAGAUCAACUGCAAGCUGGAGCAUCACAGUUUGAGCACAGUGCUGCAAGACUGAAACGCAAGAUGUGGUGGCAGAAUUGCAAGAUGUGGAUCAUUCUCAUUGUGGUGAUCCUUGUGAUAAUUGCUGUCAUUGUCAUUUGGGUGGUGACAGACAACCAGAAAAAUAGUUCAAGUAGUGGUGAAAAAGCUACUGUGGCUUCUACCACAAAAGGAAAAUGACGUUAACAUACAAAAGGGCUCUGAGAUAUUCUUGUAAUAAAGGGAACAAGGGCUUUUUACAAGUAUAAGCUUAUUUUGUAGAAGCUGUACAUAAAAAGGAGUCUUCUGUGGUCAAUCUCAAUGUGUGCACUGGCAAGCACAACUCUAACAUAAAGUAAUUAU
This is a messenger RNA of Orbicella faveolata, 595 nucleotides long. Its product is annotated as vesicle-associated membrane protein 3-like. Lineage: Eukaryota; Metazoa; Cnidaria; Anthozoa; Scleractinia; Merulinidae. The record is from RefSeq and is a predicted model, not a curated record. Gene Ontology annotation, biological process: vesicle-mediated transport. Gene Ontology annotation, cellular component: membrane.